Molecule: messenger RNA, 1166 nt
Organism: Monodelphis domestica (gray short-tailed opossum)
Lineage: Eukaryota; Metazoa; Chordata; Mammalia; Didelphimorphia; Didelphidae
Product: coiled-coil domain-containing protein 33-like
Cellular component (GO): peroxisome
Source: RefSeq, a predicted model, not a curated record
AGAAAAUUAAAGAAAAUGAAUGAUGGUUGCUUGCUUUCCCAGGCAGAGCAAGAGAAACCAAAUACAAUGUUAAUUUCCUGGAAAGAAAUGGACACUUACCAAAAGGCCAUGGCAAAGAUGGCCAAUGACAUUCUGAGUCUACGUAAUAAAGUGAGCACGCUGGAGACAGAAAAUAACAAUCUACGGCAUCAGGUGUCCACACAGGAGCGAAUGGGUAAUACUUCUGAAGAAGAAGAAGAAAUAAUAGGAAACAUGAAGCAAAAACUUUCCCAGAGCAGCACAGAGAUGAGAAGGUUGAAAGAUAGGGUACAACAGCUGCAGAAUGAGUUAAUUCGGAAAAAUGAUCGGGAGAAGGACUUGUUGCUAAUGCAACAAUCUCACCAUCAACAGCAGCAAAAUCUGAGAAGGUAUCAGGACAAGUUGCAGAAAAUGAAGAGUCUGGAACAAACUGUGAAGAACCAGGAGAAGGUCAUUCAAACAAUGGAGAAGAUCUUAGAAGAUAAACUAAAUAGGUCUAGCAAAGAAAGAGAGAGGGAAAGAGAAAUAUCUGAAACAGCAUCACCAAUGGGGCGGCCUCUGGGAAAGCAUUCCAGUGGCCCCAUGGGAGAGAAUGUUCCCUUUGACUUUUACUCCAUUUUGAUGUCCGAGAAUGCCAGGCUGCGAAGUGAGUUGGAUAAAACCCGCCACCAGUCUUCCCCCAUCAUCCUGCAGCAGCAAGCCCUGCCGGACUUCCUCUCUGGUACCUCGGACAAACUCAAUCUUAUGGCCAAAUUGGAGAGCGCUCAAAAUCGUAUUCGGACUUUGGAGAGCGAGCUGGAAGACUCAGCACGGCGCUGGGGCCAAGAAAAGCAAGACCUGAAAUCGAGGCUGAUGGAAAAGGACAAUGGUUUCAGCCCUUCCUCGACAGAAGUCCCAAUGAGGAACCAGAACUCCAGAGAAUGGAAAUGACAGACCUAGAGUCACAAAACAAAGGAAUACUACGGACAGUACGGCCACCAAGAGCCCGCAAAAACCGGAUCCGUUAUCGUUCAAUCCAGAGCCUGACCCGUAAAGGCCAAUCACAAACAGAUCUGAAAUCUACCUGAUAAAACCACAGAAACAGGCCUCCCCUCACAUUCUUCUCCUGGAAUCAGAUCCCUAACAACUUUAUUAAAUACAUAAAUCUU